UCUCUCUCUCUCUCCUUUGCGACAUACGUCCAGCCUCAUCGCCAGCGCUUCCCGUGUCCCCUUGAGAAUCCCUCUUCGUCUUGUUCUUCUCCACCUAUUAUAUCCGAUCCUACAUCUCUCUCUUCCACAACAGAGAUGUCUUCCACCGACGCCGCCACCGAGCCCAAGGUCGAGCAGACCAAGGCUGAGGCUCCCUCCGUGACCUCUUCGUCCGUCUUCUCCAUGUUCGGCGGAGGCGAGAAGAAGGAGAAGAAGGAGGACGAGGACCGGGGUGACAACUCCGGCAGCGCAAAGGCCCAGCGCGAGGCCAAGGCCGAGGAGGACGAGGCCCCCGAGAGCGAAGACGUCCACUUCGAGCCCGUCGUCAAGCUGACGGAAAAGGUCGAGGUCAAGACCAACGAGGAGUCGGAGGAGCAGCUCUUCAAGAUGCGCGCCAAGCUGUUCAAGUUUGUCAAGGCGGCCAAGAAGGAGGGUGAGGAGGCGCCCGCCGCCGCCGGCGAGUGGAAGGAGCGAGGAACUGGCGACGUCAGGCUGCUCAAGCACAAGGAGACGGCAAAGGUGCGCCUGGUGAUGCGACGGGAGAAGACGCUCAAGGUCUGCGCCAACCACUACAUUGUGCCCGAGAUCUCUCUGUCCGCCAACGUUGGCUCUGACCGAAGCUGGGUGUGGAACGCUGCCGCCGAUGUCAGCGAGGGCGAGCCCGAGGCCGUCACUCUGGCUAUUCGAUUCGCCAACUCCGACAAUGCCAACCAGUUCCGCGAUGCGUUCCUCAAGGCUCAGAGCGAGAGCGCCCAUCUCUUCAAGAACUCUUCUGACGACAAGGAGGAGAAGGAGGCGGAGGAGGAGAAGACUGCCGCUUAAGUCGACGACGCUUCCUUGCCCGACCACCGACCCCGAACAAUGCUUGCCGCUUCUCGAACCAUCAUAACCCCAACACGCACCGCGCAUCCGCUGUUGACCAAGACACGGAGAUGCUGUUACCUGACACACCCCACGCCCCAUCACAUCACAACAUGACGACACACACACAUAAACGACACAUGGCUCGCCAUGUAGUCUGUACCAGGUCGAUGUAGCAGAGCCUGUCGACCUGGAGGACGGAGACUGGAGAGGCCCUGGCCACUGAGCACCAAGUGGUGCAUGCCCGAGGAGAGGACGAAUAAUGG
Molecule: messenger RNA, 1166 nt
Organism: Trichoderma reesei QM6a
Lineage: Eukaryota; Fungi; Ascomycota; Sordariomycetes; Hypocreales; Hypocreaceae
Exons: 6
Coding region: 136-861 (241 amino acids)
Biological process (GO): nucleocytoplasmic transport
Cellular component (GO): cytoplasm; nuclear pore
Molecular function (GO): GTPase activator activity
Source: RefSeq, a predicted model, not a curated record